Messenger RNA from Penicillium chermesinum, 1308 nucleotides. Its product is annotated as metallophosphoesterase family protein. Gene Ontology annotation, molecular function: hydrolase activity, acting on ester bonds. The record is from RefSeq and is a predicted model, not a curated record. The transcript has 3 exons. The coding region runs from base 1 to 1308 and encodes 435 amino acids. Gene Ontology annotation, cellular component: cytoplasm. NCBI's taxonomy places the organism in Eukaryota, Fungi, Ascomycota, Eurotiomycetes, Eurotiales, Aspergillaceae.
AUGGAUCCCAUCGCGUCCCCUUUCCGCUCUGAUGUCGGCGUCAUCAAAACCCCGUCGGAUUCUCUACCUGAACUCCGCUCGGAACCUCCCAGCAUACUGACAACAGUUUGUAUACAGCGGCCCUUGCGGCGCUUUGGUCUGGAAUUUUUUUUUCAACCGCCACCAGAACCUUUGACGCCGCUCAAGUUCGCCCAGGAUGGCACCUUCCAAAUCUCUAUACUGGAGGAUCUGCACUUCGGCGAGAAUGCCUGGGAUGCCUGGGGUCCCGCAAAUGACGCCAAAUCAGUUGGAGUGAUUGACAAAAUCUUCAAUGCUGAAACACCAGACCUGGUCGUGCUGAACGGCGAUCUGAUCACAGGAGAUAACACAUUCCUUGAGAAUUCGACACUCUACGUCGAUCAAAUUGUAGGGCCGCUACUUGAUCGCGGCCUCAGUUGGGCGUCGACGUACGGCAACCACGAUAGCCAUUACAACCUAUCGCGGGAAGCGUUGCUAGCCCGUGAGCAGCAGUGGACUAACUGCCGAACACAGCAGCAUGUUUUUGGGGCGCAAGCCGGUGUCUCCAACUACUUUCUUCCCGUAUAUGGGUCAGGCGAUGAUAAGCAAGAGCACGCGCCGGAACUCAUCCUGUGGUUCUUCGAUAGCCGAGGAGGCUCAUACUUCCAGCAGCUGAACUCCGACGGGAAGCUCGUCGCGCAACCGAACUGGGUGGAUGUCAGUGUCGUGGAUUGGUUUAAAGAGGCCAACGCUCGCCUGGUGGAGAAAUGGCGCAGGAACAUCCCGUCGCUUGCCUUUGUGCAUCUCCCCACGAAUGCAUCGCUUGCGGCGCAAGACCAGGUCGGGAUAGACCCCCAUCUGCAGCCGGGGCUUAACGAUGAUUAUCUCCUUGCUGGACAAGGACGGUACUGGUGCCCUGACCAGAGGUACUCGAGUUCCUGUGGCUACAGUGGAGAGGACGUGCCGUUUAUGCAGGCGUUAGUGGAGACGCCUGGUAUGAUGGGUCUCUUCUCAGGUCAUGACCACGGUAACACGUGGUGCUAUAAAUGGGACAGCCAAAUCCCCGGGAUGGAGCUCAAGGGAAAUGGGAUGCAUAUCUGCUUUGGGCAGCAUACAGGGUAUGGAGGAUAUGGCGACUGGAUCCGCGGGUCUCGGCAGAUCCUCGUAAGAGAGUCUGAUCUCGAAGAGGGGAUCCUUGAAACCUGGAUUAGGUUAGAAUCCGACAAUAUCGUGGGUGCUGUCACUCUAAACGCAACUUACGGAGAGGACACCUAUCCCCAGACUCCUAACCAAAAAACAUCCGGAACGUGA